AUGUCUCUAGAAGAUAAUGACUUGGACUCCAUGCCAGAUAGAAUUGCUGAAACCUUCGCUGGCUUGACUCUUCUAGUGACUGGAGGAACAGGUUUUAUGGGGAAGGUUCUAGUGGAAAAAUUAUUACGAAAAUGUCCUGAUAUAACAAAAAUCAUGCUUUUAGUUCGUCCGAAGAAAGGAAAAUCUCCGAAACAACGUCUCGAGGAAAUGUUGAAUGAUGAGUUAUUCGCUAAGGUACGAAAUCUUCGUGGAGGUGUUGAACCGUUAUUGGAGAAGCUUCAAAUAGUUUGCGGUGAUGUUAGUGCUCCAGACUUGGCUAUCAGCAAUGAAGACAAAAUGAAUAUUAUACAAAAUGUACAUAUAGUGCUGCACGCUGCGGCUACUAUAAGGUUCGACGAAGAAUUAAAGAAGGCUGUAUUUUUGAAUGUUCGAGGAACCAAAUUAAUUAUAGAGUUGGCGAAGCAGUGUAAGAAACUUAAGCUGUUCAUCCACAUUUCGACUGCGUACUGCCAUCUUCAUGAGAAACUCCUGGAAGAAAAGCCUUACCCACCACCAGCGGAUCCUCAUAAAAUUAUAGAAGCUAUGGAAUGGAUGACUGACGAUGCGGUCUCAACUAUCACACCCACUUUGCUGAGCAAACUGCCAAAUUCUUAUGCUUUUACGAAAGCAUUGGGAGAAGCUUUGGCUGUUGAGGCUAUGGAACAUAUACCUGUUAUCGUGUUACGACCUUCCAUUGUGAUUCCGGUGUGGCAAGACCCCGUGCCUGGUUGGACAGACAACAUAAACGGCCCCACGGGAUUGCUCAUUGGUGCCGGGAAAGGUGUCAUCAGAACAAUGUAUUGUAAAAGUAACAGCUACGCAGACUAUUUGCCAGUUGACGUUUUCAUUAAUGGCAUCAUGAUCUGCGUUUGGAAUUACAUCAAAAUGGGUGAGACGAAAUCCAAUGUGAUCAAUUUCACGUCAUCCGCUGAGAUCAAAGUCACGUGGCUGGAGAUGAUAGACGCUGGGCGGGAGAUAAUAAUGAACAGAGUGCCUCUGAACGGUGUUGUUUGUCUAAUGAGAGUUCAUCGCCGCAUCAGUAAGGGUUUCGAAGUCUUCGAGUACUACACUAACAACCAAUGGGACUUUAAAUCAGACAUAGCUCAAACGGUUCGACAGAAAUUGAAUCCUAGAGAGAGAAGAGAUUACAAAGUUGACGCUAUCGGCUUGGAUAUAUCAAAAUAUUUCGAGGACUGUAUUCGUGCUGCUCGCAUCUUCAUCCUCAAAGAAUCAGAUGACACCUUACCGGCUGCCAGACGUCACAUGAAAAUAAUGUGGUUCGUCGAUAUCGUUGCACAACUCCUGUUCUGGUCUCUCAUGCUGUACUGGUUCUCUGGAUGGAUGAGCAGCUUCUACUCGUUUUUAGUUGGUUCCAGUAAUAUCACGCCUGAGGCAAUGGUUGAAUAA
Messenger RNA from Danaus chrysippus (African queen), 1446 nucleotides. The record is from the annotation of a GenBank genome assembly. NCBI's taxonomy places the organism in Eukaryota, Metazoa, Arthropoda, Insecta, Lepidoptera, Nymphalidae.